This is a messenger RNA of Hemiscyllium ocellatum (epaulette shark), 3976 nucleotides long. RefSeq names its product nudix (nucleoside diphosphate linked moiety X)-type motif 13 (gene nudt13). The transcript has 9 exons. Gene Ontology annotation, molecular function: hydrolase activity. The coding region runs from base 340 to 1359 and encodes 339 amino acids. The record is from RefSeq and is a predicted model, not a curated record. Lineage: Eukaryota; Metazoa; Chordata; Chondrichthyes; Orectolobiformes; Hemiscylliidae.
ACAACUUGACGGUAUGAGCAAAGCUAACGACGUACGUGUUAUACUUUAAAGAUGAAGCCGCCAAUUUUUAAACAUCGCAUUAUGGAGUUGGGUUGGUGAAACUGACGGGUUUAGGGGAACCCAUCUUGUCGCGCUCUCUCCCUCUUCGACAGCGGCGCUCCGUUGUCCCGGGUAACGGCUGCAAUGUUAUCCUUGGGCCCGAGGCUCAAAACGGGACGUUUCGGUAAAAAGAGCCCGAAAGGGAACCGGCGCUGCCGUGAGAUUAUGUUGCUGAUUUGGUGAGAAGAGAUGAGUUGACCUUAGUCACAAACUCUAAGCUGGAGCUGUAAACUGAAAGUUAUGCCUGUCUUUUUGAGGCAUUUCACUACACCGGCCAUGCAAUUAUCCUGCAGAUUGGUUUCAAGUUAUGUCAGUCGGAUGCGCUACUUGCUUGAACUGAAGGAGGAUGAUGAAGCCUGCCGGAAAGCGCUGAGCUCUGGAGUAUUUCUUCUCUUUCACAGUUUCUCACCGCUAUUGCAAAGGAGUGAGAGCAAGUAUAUGGCACCGUUUGUGAUGGCCUCAGAACUGAAUGGUAUUCUCCACUUACUGGAUCAGAAGGAGAAGUAUAAGGAACAGUCGGUGCUGAUUGGCUGUACAGAGAGUCGUGUGCCACAAUUUGCCCUGGAUCUAGGUAAAAUUGAAAAAGCCAGAACCGAAUCGGUUCUGAAGGGAACAUUUGUUGAUUUACGGAAAGCCUUCUUCCUCUUGGAUGGAAAGGAUGCACCUUUACUGUCAAAGGCACAGGGUCUUCUCCGCUGGCACAGCACACAUCUCUAUUGCAGUAGAACUGGACGUCAGACACACAAGAAUGUGUCAGGCAGUAAACGUAUCUGUAGCUCCGAAGAAAUAACCUACUACCCACAGGUGUCUCCUGUAAUUAUUGUGCUGGUGUCUGAUGGAGCACACUGCCUGCUGGCACGGCAGAAGUUAUUUCCCCCUGGAAUGUACAGUGCCCUGGCUGGAUUCUGUGACAUUGGGGAGACUGUGGAGGACUCGGUGCAACGGGAGGUUGCCGAAGAAGUUGGUUUGAAUGUAUCCUCCCUAGAGUAUUCUGCAUCUCAGCACUGGCCCUUUCCCAACAGCUCACUGAUGAUUGCUUGCCAUGCAAUGGUGCAACCAGGGCAGAACGAGAUUGACCUGAACCACUCGGAGCUUGAGGAUGCUCGCUGGUUUGAUGCUAAGAAGCUAACGGAAGCUUUAAAACGUAAGCGGAUGCCCACCAAGAAAGAAAUGGGAGAUGUUCCAUUUUGGAUCCCACCACCAUGGGCUGUAGCACAUCAACUAAUCAAGGAAUGGACCGAAAGUCAGCAGGCAUCCUGAAAUUUUUCAAUUGGUGUAUUUGUCAGAUUGUUUGCUGCAUAGAAACUAUUUCUUUCUCAUUUGAUUUAUGUGCUUGGUCAGGUAUUAAUGAAGCAGCUGUAAAACCCAACAAAUGUUUAUUGUAUCAGACUUUUCUUCUAUAACAUUUAUAAACCGGAGUAGGUGUCCCCUAUGUAUAACAGGGGAUAUAGGAGAUUAUCACAAAGUGAUCACUGCAUAAAGGCAUUAUCGAUAUGGAUCCUAUUGAAAUAAUUGGCAUCAUCAGAGCAUUAUAUAAACUUGCUUAUUUUAAAAGAUACAUCCUGAGAUUUGUGUUUAAAAAGUGUUUUACGCCCGGUAUUUUCCCAGAGUAGAUUUCCUUUUUAAAAACAAAACUGAAUAAUUCCCUGUUGUCUUCAAAUCAAAUCAGACUGCGGGAUAUGGGAGUCUGUCAGAAUACAGAAAAUCUGAAAUGAGGUAAGGGAAUGUUGCUAAAAUCUACAUAAAUUUCUACUUUAUAACUUUAAUUUCUUGAAGUUUGAGGAUGGUUGUUUCAAAAGAAUACUGGCAAUAUUCAGGUAAAUAAUGUUAAAAUCAUUUCCCAAAGUUUACCCACAAAGGAAUUAAGUUAAUUCCAGGCAGCACAGUGGCUCUGCUGCCUCACAGUGCCAGAAGCCUGGGUUCAAUUCUAGCCUUGGGCAACUCUGCUCACUCCACACAGGUGUUCUCCCUGUGUCUGCAUGUGUUUCCUCCCACAGUCCAAACAUGUAGAGGUUAGGUGGAUUGGUCUUGCUAAACUGCCCCUAGUUUCCAAGGAAGUGUAGCCAUGGGGAAUGGAAGCAUUACAGGGAGGGGCUGGGGCUGGGUGCGAUGCUCUUUGGAGGUUCCCUGUGGUCUCUGGGCCAAAUGGCCUGUUUCCACACUGUGGGGAUUCUAUGAUUAGAAACCUGAAUCAUUGAAAAAUAUACAAUUGGUGUCGAUCAUCUUUUGUAUUAUAAACAAUACACAAAACUUAAACAAUUAAAUCCAGUUACAUUGAAUUUCAUUGUAAUAGUUGCUUAAAUAUUUCAAUUUUUGAUAUAUUUAACAAUUAUACUCUUGACAAUGUUUGCACAUUUCAGUACCUCAGUGUUGGACAUGAUGAAUCACUUCUGUCCAUUAAAUUCAUUCUGUGCAUUUUAAGGCUUUGUGUGGGAAAUUGUGUCUCACUAACGUGAUUGGGUUUUUUUUUGUAAAGAAGUAAUAAAGAGGAUUGAUGAGAGCAGAACGGUGGACGUGAUCUAUAUGGACUUAAAUAAGGUGUUUGACAAGGUUCUUCAUAAUAGACUGGUUAGGAAAGUUAGAUCACAUGGAAUAAGGGACAUCUAGCCAUUUGGAUACAAAACUGGCUCAUAGGUAGAAGUCAGAGGGAGGUGAUGAAGGAUUGCUUUUCAGACUGGAGGCCUGUGCCCUUUGGGGGUGUGCUGCAAGGAUCAAUGCUUUUCGUCACUUAGAUAAAUGACUUGGAUGUGAACAUAGGAGUUAUGGUUAGUAAGUUUGCAGAUGACACCAAAAUUGGAUAGCGAAGAAGGUUACCUCGAUUGCAAUGGGAUCUUGAUCAGAUGGGCCAAUGGGCUGAAGAGUGGCAGAUGGAGUUUAAUUUAGAUAAAUGUGAGAUGCUGCAUUUUGGAAAGGCAAAUCAGGGCAGGACUUGUAAGGUCCUGGGGAGUGCUGCUGAACAAAGAGACCUUGGAAUGGAGAUUCAUAGUUGCUUGAAAGUGGAGUUGCAAGAAUUUAGGAUAGUGAAGAAGGUAUUUGGUGUGCUUGCCUUUAUUGGUUGGUGCAUUGAGUAAAGGAGUUGGGAUGUCAUGUUGUGGCUAUAUAGGACAUUGGUCAGGUCAUGAAGGGUUCAACAAAGAUUUACAAGGACGUUGCCAGGCUUGGAGCGUUUGAGCUAUAGAGAGAGGCUGAAUAGGCUGAUGCUAUUUUCUCUGGAGGGUCAGAGGCUAAGGGGUGACCUUAUAAAGGUUUAUAAAGUCAUUAUAGGCAUGGAUAGAGUAAAUAGAUAAUGUCUGUUCAUUGGGGUGGGGGAGUCAAAAACUAGAGGACAUAAGUUUAAGUGAGAGGGUAAAGAUUUAAAAGGGACUGAAGAGGCAACUUUUUCACAGAGGAUGGUGCAAGCGUAGAAUGAACUGCCAAAGGAAGUGGUAGAUGCUAGUACAAUUGCAGUAUUUAAAAGGCACCUGAAUGGGUACAUAAGUAGGAAGAGUUUAGAGGAAUAUGCACUAAAUGCUUGCAAAUGGGACUAGAUUAGGUUAGGAUAUCUGAUUGGCGUGGAUGAGUUGGACCGAACGACCUCCUUCCGUGCUAUACAUCUCCACAACUUUAAAAGCUGCAGCCAAGAUUUGAUUACUGCUGCGCUGUUCAUGGGGAACUGAAAAUACAACAACUUCAGGCAGUACUGGCUUUCUUCUCUUACUGUAGUACCUAUGAAAGGUUAAUACAUGUACACCAUUCUUUAUGGGUGAAUUAAGACUACAGGGAUCAUUUUCAAACAUCCCCAAACACUUUUUUUCUCUCACACACCUGUUCUCUAUUCUGGCAGCUUGCUAAAGAAAGGUUUUGACGUCAUGUUAAAAUGUACUGUAUUUCUUCACAG